AUGCUGCUCGAGACGGUGCGGUCGUUUGGCGAGAGCGCCGUGACGUCGGUCAUCAUGUGGGCGAUCGCCGGCGUGCGCACCGUCUUCGGCGUCGUCACGGCGCACCGGCUGCUGCUGCUGCUGCUGGGGCUCAGCGCGCUGACCAACGUCUUCUGGGCGUCCAAGGAGAACUCGGGCUGGUGGUCGGAGCGGCGGGCGGUGCGGUUCAUGAAGAAUGUGGGCGUCGGGCCCAACGUCGUCAUGAGCAAGGCCAUUUACAUGGCGGACCUCGGCGAGGCGUCGGGGGCUGCACGGAACGGCAGCUGGCCGGAGGAGAGUGCUUGCUUCUCGGCGUUCCAGCGCGUGACCAACUCGACGGACCUCGACGCGCCGUUCGAGGGCGCCGGGUCGACGCUGACGUCGGCGUCGAGCCGGGCGACGGCGCGGCGCAUCCGGCGCACGCGGCAGCGGCUGGGGUCGUACCGGCACGACCUGCUCGUGGCGAUGCGCGUCGUCAACAGCAUCGAGCGCGAGAUGGUGCAGUCCGAGUGGGAGAACUGGCUGGCGGACGAGACGACGCGGUGCGACCAGCUGCGGACGGUGCUCGGCGAGGAGGCGGCGGCCAAGACGAAGCGCGCGGGCGAGACGAACCGUGCGGGUCGGGCAAAAGGUGCUGCCGCCGGCGGACGGCGAGGGCGCGCCAGGCGACGCUGCGCGCGUGGCACGAUGCGUACUGCGGCAGCUGCCGGUUCGAGCAGAGGGCGCUCGUGUGUGGGCUUGAUCCUGUGCCGGGCCUGUAGCGGGGGUGGGUGCCUGGCGAUCCCUGGAUGA
Verticillium alfalfae VaMs.102 is the source of this 810-nucleotide messenger RNA. RefSeq lists its product as hypothetical. The coding region runs from base 1 to 810 and encodes 269 amino acids. The record is from RefSeq and is a predicted model, not a curated record. NCBI's taxonomy places the organism in Eukaryota, Fungi, Ascomycota, Sordariomycetes, Glomerellales, Plectosphaerellaceae. The transcript has 2 exons.